CUUUGCCUUCGUGUGUGUGUGUGACGGGAGCACACGGGGCCAAAAAGGGGUGAUAUGACGUCAUUUUGCAGUCUGGUUUAUGGACAAGCUUGAGCAGUUGAGGAAAUAAGGGAAAUUAAUAUUGAAAAAAAAAAAAAAAAGAUUGUGACGGGGAGAGGGGUGUCAAAUGUGUCACCCAUCAAGCAUGCCCAGAGCUGAACAGGAAACGUGAUGAGAUGCGUUGCUGUGUUGAGGUCUGAGUCACUCUCAGUAUGCAGCGAUAGAAAGAAAAUUUAAAAAAAAAUAAAAAAAAGGAAAAAACAGCCAGAGCAGCAGCAGUCUGGCACGGAGCUGGUGGGGGCCGGAGAGAGAGAGAGAGAGAGAUGGGGAGAAGGACGCAGUGUGGGCGGGUUAAGAAACGUCGAGAGGGAGGGGACGCCAGCGUAAUAUUCCCACCGUUUCAUUUUUUUCCUCCCUCUCCUCCGUAAAGCCGAAAAAACAAGGACAUCUUCCUCACGCCUCAUCAUCGGCUCCAACGCCAGGCUGAUAUCUACACCCCCUCCCCUGUCCUUUCUCGCUGUCUUUUAAAAGCAGUCCGUGUGUCCUCUCCCCGUGUGUCUCUCUCUCCACCUGGAGGUUUGUUUUCAGCCUUGCACCGGGGGGGGGGUCUGCGCCGAGCCGAGCGGCAGGGGCGUGAGAGGCGGAUGCUGCGAGCGUAGAGGCUGGGUACCAAACCAGGAGCAUCACCGCACUCACCACGAUGGGCAGAAUGAAUUUUCUCUCCUUCUUCCUCCUUUGCUUGACUUCGGUUGCCAGUGGCAACAAAGCCAAUAAGCACAAGCCAUGGAUCGAGACAGAGUACCAGGGGAUUGUUAUGGAGAACGACAACACCGUGCUGCUCAAUCCCCCUCUCUUUGCCCUGGACAAAGACGCUCCGCUACACUACGCUGGUGAAAUCUGUGGCUUCCGGGUGCACAACGGCCCCUCAGGUUCAGGGUCGGUCCAGUUUGAAGCAGUGGUUCUGGAUCGCUCUACCGGCGAGGGUCUGGUCCGGUCCAAGGAGCCGCUGGACUGUGAGAGCCAACGGGAGCACAGCUUCACCAUCCAGGCCUACGACUGCGGAGAGGGACCUGAUGGAGUCAACAGCAAGAAAUCCCACAAGGCCACCGUUCAUGUUCGUGUAAACGACGUCAAUGAGUUCUCCCCCGUGUUUGUUGAGCGUCGCUACGAGGCUUCAGUCCCAGAAGGGCGUCUGUUUGACCGAAUCGUGCGCGUGGAGGCUCUGGAUGCCGACUGCUCCCCACAGUACAGCCAGAUUUGCUUCUACAACAUCAUCACUCCCAAUGUGCCCUUUGCUAUUGACAAUGACGGUAACAUUAAGAACACAGAGCCGUUGGAUUCGAAGCGUCAGCGUGUUCACACCUUCUGGGUGACCGCCUUCGACUGUGGAAAAAACCGCGCUCAGGCUGACGCCCAGGUUGUCAUCACGGUCAAGCCGUCCUGCAAACCUGGCUGGAUCGGAUGGACCAAGCGUGUGGAAUACACGCCUGGGUCAGGUAGCAUCCCGCUGUUCCCCAGCCUGCAUUUGGAGACCUGCGAAGAGACUGUGUGGAACAUCCAGGCCACCGUAGAGCUCCAGACCGGCCACAUUGGGAAGGGCUGCGACAGAGACAGCUACUCUGACAGAUCUGUGCGACGACUGUGUGGUGCUGUCAGGGGUGAAGUAGACCUCCUUCCACCUCCAUCCCCUGCUGCCAACUGGACCUCAGCUCUGCCCACUCUCCCGUCUUCUGAUUCAUCUCUGGUCUUCUCCUUCAAUGGGUCCAACCACGUGGCAGUGGUGCCGGAUUCGGUCGUCUCGGCGCUGUCGGGCGACCACUUCACCCUGCAGCUGUGGAUGCGAAGGGGCGGCGCCAACAUCCAGCCUGCGACCACUCAGACCAGAGGAAAUCGCAAGGAGGAGGAGACUAUUGUGUGCAGCACCGUCAGGAACGACGACUCCUUCUCCCAUUAUUCCCUCUCCGUCCACGGCUGCCGUCUCUCUCUCUUCUACUGGCCUGACGUCUCAGCGGCGAGGCCCGUCAAGUUCUUGUGGAAACUGGAGCAGGUGUGUGACAGUGAGUGGCAUCAUCUUUCACUCAGCGUCCAGUUCCCCUCAGUGACCCUGUAUGUCGAUGGCGUGACCUUCGACCCCGCUCUCAUCCAUGAUAACGGAGCCAUUCCCAACCCUGCCCCCCACCAGAGGAUGUUCAUCGGUGCCUGCUGGGAGCCCGAAGAGAAGCAGAAGGAGAUACUAAACAACACCAUCCCAGAGGCUAAAGACUCAGUGAAGUAUGUGGGCGGUUACCAUGGCCUGUUGUCGGGCGUGACGGUGCGUCCUGGCAGCGUGGAGCCUCACAGCGUGGUGGAGUGUCUGUACGCCUGCAGAGAGGGGCUGGACUUUGGAGAUCUGGAGACUCUGGGCUCUGGUAUGAAGGUCCAUGUGAAUCCCAGCCAGUCAGUUUUAGUGCUGGAGGGAGACGACAUUGAGAGCUUUAACCGCGCAGUGCAGCAGGUCACGUACAGAAACUCUCUACGCUUCGCCACCCCUGGAGUCCGACCGCUCAAACUAACCACCUCGCUCAGAUGUUUCAACGAGGAGAGCUGCCUGUCCCUGAAGCAGCUGGAAGGAUACCUGGUGGUUCUCCAGCCUGACGCCCCUCAGAUCUCCCUGUCUGGGGUCGGCCCUCAUCUGGCUCGUCCUGCCCCUGAGUUUGAAGGUCCCCGUGGUGUCGCCCUGUUCCCUGAGCUCCGGAUUGUCUGUUCAUUGUCUCAUGCUGUCAACACGGCUGCACAGGGGAUGGAGGGUGGAGCUCUGAUGUCCGACGCUGUGGCUCACACUUUGGACGGCUGUGAGGUCCAACCACUUGGGGAGGAGCUAAAUCCUGAGAGGGAGGAGCUUCUGGUGGACAUGGAUGUUGUGCGAGAGAGGGGACUGGAAAUCAUCAAUACUACUGCUUAUAUUGCCAUCACAGGUGCUGAAUCCAUCUCUGUGUAUGAGGAUGUCCUUCGCUCAGUCCGCUACCGACUGGCCAAAGGCUCAGCCCGCUUUGAGAGGCGGUUCCGCCUGUCGUGUUCGGAGAUGAAUGGCAGAUACACCAGCAAUGAAUUGACUCUGGAGGUGAACUUCCUCCACUCUCUGGACAGUCUGUACCACCCAUCCUACCUGCUGGCCUCCCAGCAGCAGUUUCUCCAUCCAUCCCAUCAUGCUGGAGAGCUGAGUGGACACACUCUGCCCAACCCACACCGCAACUCAGUGGUGCCCGGAGCAGCUACUGUUAUCAUAAUGGUGUGUGUGGGUUUCCUGGUUGUCAUGGUGAUCCUCGGUGUAUUCCGAAUUCGUUCCAUCCAUCGCCGUGGUGAAGGGGCCAGGGGCGGGGCUAAGGAGGGAAGCAGCCAAUGGGAUGAUUCUGCCCUCACCAUCAUCGUUAACCCUAUGGAGUCCUACGAGUCUCGUAUGGGCAUCUCUGCUGACACGGAGGGGGAGGGGGAUGAGGAUGAGGAGGUAGUGGAGUCACCAGACGACGCCAGCGAUGACCAGCGAAUCAUCAUCAAGAAGGAGGCGAGGGACGGCAACGCCCGGCGCUACUGAGCCACACAUGUUCUCAUGUGAACCACAAACCGGAUCACCAGUCACACACUCCAACACUUUUAAUAUCGACUGCUGACACCACUAGUAUAAGGAAUGUAUGCUUACAAACACAGUCACUGUAAUAUUCUUGACACUCAAUGCCAUAUGUGACCUAUAGCCAACAACGGGCAGUUGUUCUCCAGCUAAAUGUUCAAUGGCACAAUGUAUACAGUUAAUGUAAUUUAACCACCUGAGCAAACCCCACCAAAAUUGUAUGUGGUGCACCAGUUCUAAAUCACAAGAUGGUAAUGUGUCUGUAUAGUGUAAUACUGGUUGAAUAAGAUUGCUUUUGUUUUUAGUUGUUUUUGGGUUUUUUUUGCUCUUUGUUUUUUUUUUUUUUUUGUAAAAAAGAUUGUAUUCGAUCUUUUGUUAUUGAACACAGAAUGAAAUCUUUACAAAAUGAAAACUGGAACAAGCCGCAACACGCAGGCCUUGAAUAGAUCUGUAGACGAAGACACAAAGCCUUGAUCCCGACACGUCUCUGCACUCCCUUAUUAGACUUACUCGGGAAGUCUGUGCACAAGCUCUUUCCACCCUCUUCGUGUCCUCUCUCCACACAUCUCUCAACCACUAUUGACCGCAGAGUGAAGAAGUGAGGUCAGACAUUACGGCCAGUCUCCAGCUUACUCAUAAAAACUAAAAACUUCUCUCCUUGCAGGUACUUUUCUCUCUGUAAUGUGAAUACGGCAGUGCUUCAGCUCCUGACUAUAAUUUACUUGGGGCUGAUGAUUAGAUGUGAAGAUUUGAGGACUAUCAACCUCACGAGCUGAUACUACUGCAAUACUCCAAUGAAAACAGAGUAAAACGCUCAAGGUGUUGAGCCAAUGCUACGUCUCUGUGGUUUCUGGUUACAAAUUGGAGUCUUUGCAAAGUUUCAGCUCGUGCUACAAAACAUGACAAAACAUCAUCGUCUACAAUAAACCUGACCUCUAACAACCCACCCUCACACUGACCGCUGGAAUGUCUCUAAUUGACUCUCACUGCACUGUUUCACUCACUGCACACUGCUCUUACAAUGACUACAAGACGUCACACACAGACAAACACACACACACACACACACACACACACACACACACACAGACGUACACACUCUAUAAUGCUACCCCUGCUGUUUCCAGAAUGUCAGCUCAGCUUGGGCAAUUCUGAUUGUAUUGAUUGUAAUGAAUUUUCUGUACAUACAAUGAUGAAUAUUAUGAUAUUAUUGUUAUUACUAUUAUUAUUGCAUCCACUCUUUUUUCUGCACACUUUGAGAGGGAGCGGAUUAUGAUAUACUUUUAUGUUCCAUUGGAGUAAUCUCCUUUACAGCAUCAGAAAACAGUAUAAUAUGAGAAUAAUAAUAAUAGUAGUAGUGAUAAGGAUGAAAAUCCCUGGCUUGAUGAGUGUCUCUUAAUUUGUGUGUAAUAUUGUUGUAAUCUAAGAACUUGUCAAUAUCUGAAUCACAGAAAAAGGAGGGCACAUUGUUGUGAUACUUAGACAUCUCUCACUUCCAGAUAAUUUUUUCACAUUUCAAUAUAUUUUUUUUUACUCCAUCUGCUAUCUUCGGUUCAGUGAAUGUACAACUGUGUGCUUCUCCUCACCCCCCUCCUCCCAUCCCCCAUCCCCCCCUCGCCUCCCUGCCUUUUUCCUUCACUUCUCCCUCUGUGUCUCUUGCUGUCUUUCUGUGUAGCCUAUCAAUGUGCAGUGCUAAACCUGUCAGUAAAUAAAGCCUGUCGUUUUUGAGUGUGAUGUCAAGAAGGAAUAAACAUUGCAUUGAUUGAUAACUUAUAUUAUUACUAUGUUACUAUUGGAACAUUACCUGUAAUUAUUGAUACAGCAAUGACAUGGAUUAUGCUGACUAAUUGUUAUUGAGAACUGUCAGAAAACAUUACAAAAUUCAUAAUAAAAACACUAUAUGACGUC
Molecule: messenger RNA, 5551 nt
Organism: Scatophagus argus
Lineage: Eukaryota; Metazoa; Chordata; Actinopteri; Scatophagidae
Gene: clstn3
Product: calsyntenin 3
Exons: 19
Coding region: 740-3610 (956 amino acids)
Biological process (GO): positive regulation of synaptic transmission; homophilic cell-cell adhesion; positive regulation of synapse assembly
Cellular component (GO): postsynaptic membrane; cell surface
Molecular function (GO): kinesin binding; X11-like protein binding; calcium ion binding
Source: RefSeq, a predicted model, not a curated record